This is a messenger RNA of Blepharisma stoltei, 2026 nucleotides long. NCBI's taxonomy places the organism in Eukaryota, Ciliophora, Heterotrichea, Heterotrichida, Blepharismidae. The record is from the annotation of a GenBank genome assembly.
AUGAAUAAGCAGGGCCAUUCUCAAAAAUCAUCACAGUACUCGAAUCGGGCACUUGAAGAAACACAAAAAAGGACUGAAAUUUUCCUUAAAAAAUUCAUCAGAAAAAAAAGUGAGUCUUCUCCGGAUAAUCCGAUCCCGUUUACAAAAGAAGAUUAUGAAACCAUCAAAGUACUGAUAACAAAUUUAAAUAAUUUUGGGGUAGAGCUUUCACAAGAAAACCGAAUGGAAUCUUACAAGUUGGCUUAUCAGCUGUUUAUUAAGGCAGAAAAAUUAGGGCUGAUUUUGUCCAAAAAAAUUUCAAUGCUUCCUGAAAAUUCUUUUCAUUCACAAUCUGUUGCAAAAUUAAGAAGCUUGACGUAUAAUAAUUUGGGGUGCUAUACCAAUUUAUAGCCAAUAGAAAUCACUGAUAUUUUUAUUAAAGUAAACAGAUAGCCGGGAAAUUUUAUUUAUUGUGAAUGGGAUAUUUUUAAAAGCAGAGACAAAUUAGUGACCGCUUUUGAGUUUUUAGAAAAAGCUAUGCAGAUUGAAAAACAAGCAGAGCUAGGAGAUUUUGAAAUAGCUACGACUUAUCUUAAUAUCUGUUCAGUACUAAGCAAAUUAAAUAGGCAUGAAGAAGCUUUGAUGUAUUCUGAAGAAUCUGUAGUUUUGCUUGAAAAAGCAGAUGAGGAAGAAGAACGUAACCCUGAAGAAGUAGCCAAAUUCUUAGCGACAGCUUAUAAAGUUUAUGCUGAAGAGCUCGAAUUCAUGAGCAGAAUCAAAGAGUCAAAAAUUUUAUUACAAAAAGCUUACGAAACAAGUCGCGAAAUUUUAGGUGAAAAUAACCCUUUAACCCAAAAUUUAGCUGAAAAAUACGAAAAUUUCAAAAACAAUUACGAAGACGAUUUAAUGAAUUUUCCAAAAAAUAAAGAGCCUUUUAUUAAAAAUAGACAAGAUUUGGACGCAUUAUCAAAUAUUCCUAGCUAUAAAAGCAUAGGAACAGCUGAAUUUGGAAAUGAGAGGCAAGAAAGCUUGAGACCAAAUAAACAAGCAUUGGGGUCUCCUUUAAAUGUCCCGAGUUAUGCAAGUUUAGCGCAGGUUGAGCUAUCAAACGAUAAACAGUCACGAGAAAUUGUUGUUUUAGCCCAAUCUUAUAGAGUUUUUCUUAAUGAGAGACAUAAAGUCAUAAUUUUAGAUAAAGAAGAGCAGGAAAAUGUAAAAAUUUUGGUUGUGCCGAAGACGAAAUUUCCAAUAUAUAGAGUAUCAGUGUCUUAUGCAGAUUUAAAUGAUUUAUUAAGGAUGAAUAUAAGAAAAACUCCAUUACUUACUCCACCCUACUCCGUAAGCGAAGAAAACCACUGAAAAAUUCCUAUUUUUUAGCCAAAACUCACCAAACAAAAUUUUUUUAAUAUAAUAUUUUUAUGAUAAAAUAUUUUAAAAUAUUGUUAAUUAAUAUAAUGAAUUCUCUUGCUAAAACUGUUAAAUUUUUAAACAAAUUUCAUUUUAAAGUAUUGCAAAUUAAAUUAACUUUUGCGAAUAGGGAUUUUUUUUUUUAAAAAAAUUCUAUAAAAUUUAUAUUUAAAUUUAAAAAAAAUAAACCAUCCUUCUUUGAGUACAAAAAUUUUUUUGUUACUCCUGGAGGGAAGUUAUAGAAAAAGAAGAACUUCGGGGAUACAUGGAAGAAUUAAUGAAUUUGUUAUACAAUUUAUAUUUGAAAAAUACAAAUUUUAUUAAAUGUAGAUACUUAUUUUAGAGAGUAUUUUAUAUUAAUAUUUCCAAUAUUUUUUAGCAAUUAUUAAAUAUUUGUUUAUAUAUUGAUGGAGGAAAAUUAAAAAUCCAUCACUUAGACGAAAGUCUAAGAGAAAGUGAAAUCAACUAUGUGUUAAGUAAAAAUUCAAGACCAGGAAGUGCUUCAAGAAAAUUUAUGACUUUUACAACAGAAAAGCAAGGCGCUAAAUAUUCAGUUACCAUGGCAGUUCCUGAAGAAAACAAAGUAGACACAUGGAAGCAAAAAUAUAUCCCAUCAUUUGAUUUAGAUGAACAGCUUUAA